AUGUCUGGGGCAUCCAACUUUCUGGCGAAACAGAAGAAGGCAGAGCUGGUUGAGCUUGCAGACUCUCUAGGCGUAGAGCAUGAAGGAUUGAAGAAGACCGAGCUUGAGCUUGCCCUCGAGGAGCACCUCGCGAAGAACGCUUCUCGGUACUCGACCGACUCGCGCUUUACCCCCUUUUAUAACAAACGACGUUCGGAGAGCUCUCCAGUAAAGAGAGAGUCUUCCUCUGUCUUGGGAGAUGUAGAAACCAAAGCGAAGCAGGUCAGGCGCCGAGUUACAAAGGCUGCAGAUGAGUUGCUUGCGACCGACGACUCGGAGGUUGAGCCAGCAACAACACGCUCAAGGUCAGCCUUGACUAGAACUCCACGCGGCUCUGCGUUGUCAAACCUUCCGUUCGCGUCAAGUGUGCCCCUGCCUCCGUCUCCAGCAGUGGUUGCAGAAGCGAUUGAUCGCAGAACUCAAGUCAUCCGCUCUAGGGUGUCUAGUGCCUUCGAUGACUCGGGUAUCGUUGAGACAGCCCAAGCAACGCGUGAAACUCUUUCCACGGUUGUAUCUGUUGAAGGCCUCAUCAUCUUAUUCGAGCUUUAUUUCUUGCGACCCGAGCUGCUCGCCGAUCGCGAUGCAUUUACUAUCCCGCCGAUCCAGUUCUUGAAGACAUCCGAGUACCUCGUCAGGGUCCCCGACCUCUUCUUAUUGCUCACCGCAUCGUUCUGGGGCCCGGCAUUACUUUGGAGUUUUACGACCUUCUUCAUCCCGUUGUUUGCGUCUUAUUUCUUCAAUCUCACAAGCAAGCCUAAAACCCGAUCCAGCCACCAAGUGCAUUUCAAUUACGAGUUCGACCCAUUGACUUUCAACAUCGUGAAAGCCUUGUUGACAUACGUUGUCUUUGGCCAAGAUGUCACGUUUGGUGGACUGGUCAACCUCGAGCACGUAGCUCGGAUCAACUCGGCGCUCUACGGGGGCUAUCAAGGAGUCCUCGUUGGAACCGGAAUUGGGACGUUGGUUACGUUGUACGAGGCCGUCAUCAAGAAAUAA
This is a messenger RNA of Amorphotheca resinae ATCC 22711, 1035 nucleotides long. RefSeq lists its product as hypothetical. NCBI's taxonomy places the organism in Eukaryota, Fungi, Ascomycota, Leotiomycetes, Helotiales, Amorphothecaceae. The transcript has 3 exons. Gene Ontology annotation, cellular component: membrane. The record is from RefSeq and is a predicted model, not a curated record. The coding region runs from base 1 to 1035 and encodes 344 amino acids.